Messenger RNA from Oxyura jamaicensis (ruddy duck), 2402 nucleotides. RefSeq names its product proline rich 7, synaptic (gene PRR7). Lineage: Eukaryota; Metazoa; Chordata; Aves; Anseriformes; Anatidae. The record is from RefSeq and is a predicted model, not a curated record.
CCCGGUCCCUAAGUGCCACCAGCCCUCUCUGUCCCCAGCCUGGCCGUGACACCAGCUCCAGAGCCACCGCCACCACCCACACGGUGCCCCCGUCCGUGCUGGCGGUGGGGAGCCUGUUGCAGCCAGGGCUGGUGAGCUCUGCCUGCACCGUGCCGGCCUUGGCCGGCAGCGGUGGCAGCUUGGGGAGCCCCAGGAAUGGGCCCCGCUCCCCCAGAAAACGCCGCCUCCACCCCCACAUUUGCACGACGGAGCAGCCCCCGCCGCACGGAGCGGGGACGCCGGAGCGUGGCUCCCCAGCCCCUUCCUUCCCCUUCCCUCCUUCCUUCCGGCUCGGCACGGCCCUCCGGCCCCGCUGCCCUGCCCGCUUCCCCUCCGGCCUCCCCGAUACGAGGCAUCCCCGCCGUGGUCCCCUCCCCGGGCACCGUGCUCCAGCCCCGUGCCAUGCGGGGACCCCGCGUCCCUUCGCCGAGCCGAGGCACGCAGGAGCGGAGCCACCGCGGUCGCCCUGCCCUCGGCUGCUGCUUGCAAUCCUCCCCGCUCCCCGGCGGUGAUUGCAUUUUCUCCCACACCACGAUAAGAAUAAUCCUGGCGGGUGCUUACGUGCCAGCCUGCAAGCACCCAUGGGUGCUGCUCCCCGCCGGCUGAUGUGCACAGCCCCCCCCUUGGCACAGUGCUCGGCUGAAGGUGACCGAGCUGUCACCCUGCCCAAAGCCAAGGACCGCGUGGGGGUGACGAUCCCACCGCCACCAAACCCCUCCUGCAUCGCCGCCUCCCAAACGUCCCUGAGCUGCCACGCGCUCCCUACAGCCACGAGGCCACCGAUGCCCGCCGUGCACGUGCUCCCACGUGCCGCACGCCGCGGCCGCUCGUUCCCCCACGGGGGCACCCCGUGGUCCCCCGCCGCGGGGCAGCCGGGACGGAGCCGCCCGGGCACGGCAGCACAGUUGGGGUGGGAGGAGGCAGGAGGACGCCGCGUGGCCUCAAAGGCGUCGAUGCUGUGGGGCUGCAGCAUCCGCCUCCUGCUCCGGGGUGCCCGGCAGCUUCGGGGCGGAUGCUGGGAUGGGAUGCGGGGGGGGAUCUGCAGCCGUGGGGGUGCCGGCGGGGGCGUGCGUGGGGCCGGGCAUGGCUCCGGGUGCCGCUGCGCAUGUGGAGCGAGUCUCCAUGGGAACGGGGCAUCCGCGUCCCCGCCACGCUCACGCUCGCGUCUGUCUCGUUGCAGGGCCCCCCCCACCCCGUUCCCGGCGGCUCCCUCCCAGCGAUGGGCAUCGGCUGGGCCGGGACCGCGCCGUACCCGUGCCCCUGCCACCCGCCCCCUGCCCCGCGCAGCCAGGCCUGAGCCACCCGCUCCAGCCCCGCGGCUCCAUGGCGAGGACGGAGCCCUGACGGUGGGCGCCCACAGGCCAGGAGGAGACGCCGGGCACGGCAUGGGGAGCCCUUCGGCCACCCUGAGAGCAUCGGCUCGAACGCGGGCCCUGCCGCCGCCCUGAGCAUCCCGACCCCGACCCCCGAGGGCAGGGAGAAGCGGGGGCCUCCCCCCCCGCGAGUCGGCGGCGGUGAAGAUGGUGAUGUCCCAGGGCACCUACACCUUCCUCACCUGCUUCGCGGGCUUCUGGCUCAUCUGGGGGCUCAUCGUGCUGCUGUGCUGCUUCUGCAGCUACCUGCGGCGGCGGGUGAAGCGGCAGCAGGAGGAGCGGCUGCGGGAGCAGAGCCUGCGCGCGCUGGAGCUGGAGCCGCUGCACUACGAGGGUACGGGGGCAGCCCCCCCCGGCAUCGCCGUCCCCCACCGGCUCCGCAUGGAGCCCCACCACCACCACCACCACCACCCCCACAUCCCUCCCCCGCGGCCCUGGAGCUGCCGGCACGAGUCGGACCUGUCGAAGCCGCCGUGCUAUGAAGAGGCGCUGCUGAUGGCGGAGCCCCCCCCGCCGUACAGCGAGGUGCUGAUGGACACGCGCGGGCUCUACCGCAAGAUCAACGCGCCCUUCCUGAGCCACGAGCGGCUGGAGAAGCAGGAGCAGCCCCCCAGCUACAAACCCCUUUUCCUCGACGCCGGCUACGGCUCGGCGCUGCACCUGCCCCGCUCGGCCAGCCCCGGGCCGGCCUGCCCGGACCUUUACCUGCAGGCAGAGUGCUCCCCGCGCAUGUUCCCCAGCUGGACGGACUCGGAGCUCAGCAGCAGGGACACCUACGAGCCGGGGCCGUGGCACCUCCCGGUCUCCAUGCCCCUCUUCGGCAGGACUACGGCCGUCUAGGGGUGGCCCCGGGGGAGCCGCAGCCGCCUGCGGGUGUCCCCCCCCGACGCCGGGGGGGCUCGGCCACCCGCUUUGCCCGGGGACGACGUCCCCAUCGCGGGCCAUCGCCGCCAGCGCGGAAGGGGCUGGUUCCCCGUCUCGCCCCCACCC